AUGAAAAGGUCCCGGAUAAGAAAACACUCCCCUAUUUACCUGAGUCCUUCACCGUCUCCCGAGAGGGAGCUGCCACCGCCCAGUCCAUCCACUACUGCUCUGGAUUGGGAAUAUACCACGAUCAUGUCGAGGUCGAGACCCACCAGCGGGGCCUUGAUGCCCGGCGCUGUCAUUUUAACACCACCCACUCUCUCGGAGAUUCUCUCUAAUACCUCCACUCCGCCAUGGACACUAGCAGCCUUCAUGGCCUAUCUUUCUCAGAACCAUUGUCUGGAAACCCUCGAGUUCACCAUGGACGCCGACAGAUAUCGCAAGGCAUACGACCAGAUCAUCAACAACCAGGAAUGGAUUGGCGAUGGUAAAGAGCAUGUUUGCUCGUUAUGGGAGAAGCUGAUGCAAGCAUACAUCAUUCCCUACGCACCACGGGAGGUUAAUCUACCUUCCCCCGUGCGGAAUCAUCUUACGAAUCUGGACUGCUCUUCGGCGCCACCUCCUCCAACCGAACUGGACGAUGCCGUCAGAAUUGUCUACGAGCUCAUGAACGAUUCUGUACUCGUUCCCUUUAUCGAGUCUGUCCAACCGGGCCACGGCGAUAGCCGUACGGCGGAGGACGAUGGGCGUCCAGGUCGCUUGCGCGUUCGGGCUGAGGGCGCCGGGGCUAGGUUAGAAGAAGCCGUGAAGUCUCCCAAGUUCCUUCCCCAGCUGACUCUAGGUCGCAGCGGUGCUACAAGCCGAUCGGCUUCUGCUUCGGGCGAACCCAAUGAACGCGAGGGAUUGACGGACGACAGCGGAAGCGCCGUUUCUCCUGGCACAGAGCCAAUGACUCCUCCCACCACCCCGCCCACAUCAGACUGGACAUUCAGCACUUCCCCUGGUGGACUUCAACGGGCGUUGACUGCCCACAACAAUGGGUGGAAGAAGGACGCAGAGGUCAUGCCAUCAACUACAUCCACUACACCAGCGACAUCAUCUUCUCACCUCCCUCUGGACGGCUUCUCACGCGUCCGUCACCUUUUUAACCCGUGGGAGGAGCCUCAUCCAGGUAAACGACUACCCCUCGCGGCGUCAGAGGCCAGCAGUGAAACUAAGAAGGUUGCUUUUACUGGUCCACAACACAUCAACAUUGGUGGAUGCAAAGGUGGCAUGGCCGCAAAGGAAUUUGGCGCAUAUCACAAUGCACGGCCUUGGAUGGUACGACGCCCUAUUCGCGUUCGAUCGCGAACCAACACUCCGGCUCCCCUGAGGAUUACAACGGAUAUACCUGAAGAUGCCAAGUUGAAACCGAUCCCAGUUCACCACGUCGGAACUCUUUCUCCCGCAGUGGUCACUCCAGCCAUAUCUCCCGCGGUACUAGAUGAUUCUGGCGAAACUGACAGCAAGGUUACCGACGACUUAGCCGCCAAUGAGGUUGAUGCAAGCAAGCUACCCUUGCCCGCGUCUCCUCCAAUCGAUUGCCGGUUCACCGAUUUCUCAAAUUUGCUCGGCAUCAAUAUCCAUCCUCCACCAGAAGACGAGGCUGUUGCGAUGCCUACCGAAGAACCCACAUCCUACUGUCAUGCUGUGCCCGAUGAGGAUCUCUAUGGAUGGGACGCCGAGCUCGAGCGGCAAAGUCAGCAAAGCAGCCCAAUCUUGCCGUACCCGUGCGACGAUGAUUAUCAAUACCGGCGGACAAGCAUGACGAAGCGCAGCCUCUUGCAUCGCGUUUUCAGCAUGGGAGGUUCACCCAAGGAUAUCAACAUCGAAGUGCGUCGAGCCAGCAGCACUUCGAGCUAG
Molecule: messenger RNA, 1773 nt
Organism: Colletotrichum orchidophilum
Lineage: Eukaryota; Fungi; Ascomycota; Sordariomycetes; Glomerellales; Glomerellaceae
Exons: 2
Coding region: 1-1773 (590 amino acids)
Source: RefSeq, a predicted model, not a curated record